Molecule: messenger RNA, 1742 nt
Organism: Ziziphus jujuba (common jujube)
Lineage: Eukaryota; Viridiplantae; Streptophyta; Magnoliopsida; Rosales; Rhamnaceae
Product: serine/threonine-protein kinase SRK2A
Exons: 9
Coding region: 439-1506 (355 amino acids)
Biological process (GO): protein phosphorylation; intracellular signal transduction
Molecular function (GO): ATP binding; protein serine/threonine kinase activity
Source: RefSeq, a predicted model, not a curated record
CUCCCUUACACACUCACUCUUUUCACUUCCUUAUUUUCUGACUCUGUCGGAUUCAAUCUCUCUCUCUCUCUCUCUCAACUUGCUUCCUAUAAAUUAUUCAUAUAGAUGGAUAUCGAUUUAUAUAUGUAAACCAUGUGGAUUCCAUCCCAAGCUCCACAUCCAUCUCUCUGAUUAAUUACACCCCCCACCGAAAAAAAUAAAUAAAUAAAUAAAAGAAAAAAAAGAAAAAGGACCAAUCUCUCUGAUUCUCUGCACCCUUUGCAUAUACAUACAAUAGUAAUACGACAAGCAUUAAUCUAUAUGUACAAAACCAACUGAAGACUUCAUGUUUCUUCCACUUAUAACGCUCUGAAAGUGGUUGUUACUUUUAGUUUGAUCGAGCUCCAAUUCUAGUCAUUUUCUUGUCAAUUAUCCUUGAAUUAUUUGCAGUGAAGUGGGAUGGAAAAGUACGAGCUUGUCAAGGAUUUGGGAGCUGGGAAUUUCGGGGUGGCGAGGCUUUUGAGACACAAGGAGACCAAGGAGCUUGUCGCCAUGAAAUACAUCGAGCGUGGCCACAAGAUUGAUGAGAAUGUGGCCAGAGAGAUUAUGAACCACAGAUCGCUUCGUCAUCCCAAUAUCAUCCGGUUCAAGGAGGUGGUUUUGACUCCCACGCAUCUGGCAAUAGUAAUGGAGUAUGCGGCAGGUGGAGAACUGUUUGAACGAAUCUGCAAUGCCGGUAGAUUUAGUGAAGAUGAGGCUCGAUAUUUCUUUCAACAGCUGAUUUCAGGUGUCAACUAUUGCCAUAACAUGCAAAUAUGCCAUAGAGAUUUGAAACUGGAAAACACCCUUCUAGAUGGAAGCCCUGCGCCACGCCUGAAAAUUUGUGAUUUUGGUUACUCUAAGUCAUCCUUGCUGCAUUCAAGACCAAAGUCUACAGUUGGUACUCCAGCAUAUAUUGCACCAGAGGUCCUGUCUCGGCGCGAGUAUGAUGGCAAGUUGGCUGAUGUUUGGUCAUGUGGAGUGACCCUUUAUGUUAUGCUGGUUGGAGCUUACCCUUUUGAAGACCAAGAUGAUCCUAAAAAUUUUAGGAAAACAAUUCAGCGUAUAAUGGCUGUCCAAUACAAAAUCCCUGACUAUGUUCACAUAUCUCAAGAUUGUAGACACCUACUUUCUCGUAUAUUCGUUGCAAAUCCUUUCAGAAGGAUUUCCAUUAAAGAAAUUAAGAACCAUCCAUGGUUUCUAAAGAAUCUGCCAAGGGAGCUAACAGAGUCAGCUCAAGGCAUCUAUUAUCAGAGGGACAACCCAAGCUUUUCUUCUCUCCAGAGUGUGGAUGAGAUAAUGAAAAUAGUAGGGGAGGCUAGAAACCCGCCUCCAGCAUCUAGGCCUGUUAGGGGAUUUGGCUGGGGGACAGAAGAAGAAGAGGAUGGCGACGUAGAUGAAGAGGUUGAAGAAGAAGAAGAUGAAGAGGAUGAGUAUGAAAAGAGGGUGAGGGAGGUUCAUGCAAGUGGAGAAUUCCAAAUUAGUUAAUCAGAUGAUCCUUGUUCUAGUUAUUAGGUAAUUACAAUUUUAGUUUUAUUAAUGCUAAUUAUAUAAUCUAUUUGUGUUUAUGAUGGCAAUAAUUGGAUAAGGUGUGAGAGUAUAUGCUGUAAUUUGUACUGGUCAAUUUUCAUGUAAUUUACUAUUUGUCUCACUAUGAACUCUAUGUAUGUGAACAAAUAGUCAUCUUCAUCUAAAACUAUAUUCAUGUGUUUGAAGUUAUUUUC